GCAACAAGGCGCAACAUUUUAUUUCAUUAUUUUUGUUUUGCUGCUUAUAAUAGAACUGAGUGCUAAAACAGAAAUCAUGAGAUGGAACGAAGAUGUGACUAUGAAGUUUGUUAAAGCUUACCUUAAGCACCAACACUUAUGGGACACUCGACACCCUCUACACAAACACAAAUUUAGAAGGAACAAAUCGUUGCAAAGUGUUUUAGAUGAAUUCAGAUUUUUAACAGGUAUAAACAUAGAUACAAAAGAAGCUAAACUAAAAAUAAAAAGCCUAAGAUCGACCUACAAGCAAGAGAUCAAUAAAAUAUUGAACAGAUCUAUGCCCGAGGCUCCCUACACCCCAUCAAUAAAAUGGUUUGACGAGUGGCACAGAUGCUUCAAGAAUUUGCCCACUUCCCGACUUCGAAGUUCUGAGAUAGAAUCAACGCAAGAAGAAUGGCUAGAAGAUAGUAACGACGAAGCACAAUAUGAGAUUGAAGGUACAUACUUAUCAGCAGAUGAAAGUCAAUUCAACACCUUUGCAGUCAAAUCAGAGUUUGAGGCAGACACCAUACAGAAUGACACUGACGAUGAUGACAAUAAGGAAGAACAAGAAUAUCAAUUUACUAAUAAAAGAAUGAGAUACAGCAGUCCAGCACUGGUUUACCCGGAAAGUACAGUCAAACAUAGAGGUUCUAGAACAGCGGUGCAGGAUGAUGAGUUUGAGAUCUACGGCAAAUAUAUUGCUAGCCAACUACGGAAGAUGGAUGUACAAAAGGCACUGCGGCUUCAACUUGAGAUACAAAGCCUAGUGAGUGAAGCCAGAAUAGCUGAUAUGACGGAAAAUUAAUGUGGAAAUGGUAUGGAUGGUUCCAGAGAUGAACAGGUUAAAAGUGGGAACUUAGAUUUACAAUCAUCAGCCAAAACCUUUCGUGAAUGAAUUUUAGGAAUAAUGUAUUUUUGGGAGAUUCUUGUGAACGACUUUAAGUAAUUAUGUAUUUUAUACUUCCGAUUUGGUAAGCUUUUCCAAAAUGGUAUGUUUAAUUUAUCUAUAGUGGAUAACACUGUAUAUUGUCUCACAAACUGUGUCAAGCUGCUCAUAUUUUAUUAUUGUUGGGGCUGACUUCCACUGUAGAUACCUACACUUAAUGUUAAAUAAUUAUAUUAAAAUAAAUGAAAAUCCAAAAGCAA
Messenger RNA from Plutella xylostella (diamondback moth), 1170 nucleotides. RefSeq lists its product as uncharacterized. Lineage: Eukaryota; Metazoa; Arthropoda; Insecta; Lepidoptera; Plutellidae. The record is from RefSeq and is a predicted model, not a curated record.